CCACACAAUUAUUGAGGGGGGAAAACACUACUAAGAAAGAAUUCUAAGAAGAAAACACCACUGGUUUUCCUACCCCAAUAUUCGGAUCUACUACACAAACCCUAAGAAGAAAACACUACUAAAUCUGUACUCAUUGGUCACUUCUAGCCAACCAGCCACUUUGCUUUGUCGUUGCCGCUGACCCAACGAUUCAAGUCGAAUGGUUCCGACCAUAUCGCCAACGCGGGUGAGCACGAUCUCUGCGAUCCAGAUCUCCCCCUACGACCUUUGCCUCUAUAAUCUCGACUUCUCCUCUCGAGCGAGUGCCUCUACAAGCAUCAUCUUCUUCGAUUCUCCUCUGCUGUCGACGAUAAUUGCCUCCGGGACUCUGGCAGCUUAUUGGCGC
Messenger RNA from Linum tenue, 385 nucleotides. The record is from the annotation of a GenBank genome assembly. NCBI's taxonomy places the organism in Eukaryota, Viridiplantae, Streptophyta, Magnoliopsida, Malpighiales, Linaceae.